Messenger RNA from Labeo rohita (rohu), 2760 nucleotides. RefSeq lists its product as uncharacterized. Lineage: Eukaryota; Metazoa; Chordata; Actinopteri; Cypriniformes; Cyprinidae. The record is from RefSeq and is a predicted model, not a curated record. The transcript is spliced from 25 exons. The coding region runs from base 57 to 1451 and encodes 464 amino acids.
CUCAAUUCCUGUCGUUUGUGUAUCUCAGAAAGCUGUAGUCUCUAAUCUGUUACAGCAUGAACCAGCUUUAUAUCCUUUUAUUGGCCCUUUGGUCAGCAUUCAAUUCGUCUGAUGGAUGGUACUGGAAUUACCCUACAACACCAGCUAAAGGCGCCUCUUGGAGGAAACCGUAUUACUAUGCGACAACUCAAACCCCCUACAGGAGGAAUGUGUAUUACCAGACGCAGACUCAAGCCCCUAUUUGGAUGAAACCAUAUUACUAUGCGACAACUCCAUCACCCUACGGGAGAAAUGUGUAUUACCGGACACAGACUCAAACCCCCUACAGGAAGAAUGUGUAUUACCAGACGCAGACUCAAGCCCCCUCUUGGAGGAAACCAUAUUACUAUGCAACAACUCAAACCCCCUACAGGAGGAAUGUGUAUUACCAGACACAGACUCAAGGCCCCUCCUGGAGGAAACCGUAUUACUAUGCGACAACUCAAACCCCCUACAGGAGGAAUGUGUAUUACCAAACACAGACACAAGCCCCCUCUUGGAGGAAACCGUAUUACUAUGCAACAACUCAAACCCCCUACAGGAGGAAAGUGUAUUACCAGACACAGACUCAAGCCCCUAUUUGGAGGAAACCAUAUUACUAUGCGACAACUCCAUCACCCUAUGAGAGGAAUGUGUAUUACCGGACACAGACUCAAACUCCCUACAGGAGGAAUGUGUAUUACCGGACACAGACUCAAACCCCCUACAGGAGGAAUGUGUAUUACCGGACACAGACUCAAGCCCCCUCUUGGAGGAAACCAUAUUACUAUGAAACAACUCAAACCCCCUACAGGAGGAAUGUGUAUUACCAGACACAGACACAAGCCCCCUCUUGGAGGAAACCGUAUUACUAUGCAACAACUCAAACCCCCUACAGGAGGAAUGUGUACUACCAGACGCAGACACCAUUUUGGCAUAUUCAGGAUGGACAUCAUUCUGAUGUCCCCGUGCCCAGUAUUACAGUGUUCAGGAAGAUGGAGGAUGGAGGGCGUGUGAUUGUCAUGUGUUCAUUUGGAAGGAGGCUCAUUGAGAGCUCUUUCCAGCUGUCACUGAAGAGUAAAUACAACUAUGCCUUGAAGAACCCACAGUGCUUUUCAAAUAACGUGUGUGUGUUCGAUGUGAAAGUAAGUUCACCGGUUUUCCUCACCUGCGUACACCAGAUUAAUUCUGAUGUGAACCGCCAGAGUGUGACCUACACCUACAGCCCAUCAGAUUUUGUUGCAGAUCCUCAUUGCUUGGAUCACCAUGAUGGGGGAGUAUCUUCAUUCUACGUUACCUUUUUCUCUUUCAUUGUUGUUGGUCUCUUCAUCAUGAUUGUAGCAGUGAUCAUGGCCACCCUCAAGAGCAAGAGCAAGAGCAAAGCUAAAGGCUCAAAGAAUACUGGGACAGAUAAUGACUAUACUGAUAUAUAGGAGGAUGUCAGAGAUCCUGAAGAGAAAAGAACGGACAACCAAUCAAUCAAUUCAGACUGAUCAAAUAAUUUUUGCAUGAUUAACUGUAAUACUCCUUAAAAUUCCCAACAUUCUUUCAAACACAGUAAAUCAAAACACAUUUCAUUAUAUAUUUUUAAAUGUAAUCUACAUCAUAUUUUAGUCUGUCAUGUAUCCUGCCUGGUCUACCCGCCACCAGGGGUCGCAGUGUGUGGAAAAAAAAAAAAAAAACAUUUUACUAUGCUGGUUUAUUUUUGAAAUCAUGUAUUGCUUUUUCCUUUUUUGUAAUUUUGAUUAUAUUUUGUGCAAAGUGAAUCAAUACAUUUUUAUGCAUCAUAUGCAUUUUACAUGAACAAAUAUGUACUCUGUAGGGCUGGGCGAUAAUUCGAUAACGAUAAUUAUCGCAAUAUAAUCGAUUUUCCUCGAUAAAACGAUAUGAAGAGUUCAAUAAAUGUUCGUUGGUUAAAUGACCAAUGAGAAACCUUUUGACACGCCCCCCACCUUUCAGCACGCCCAUUACUCCAGCCUGCAGUUAUCCCUACUUGAACUGCCACGCUGCGCGAGCUCACUAGAGAAGAUGCAUUUAUUACCUCGAUGCGGCACGGACGCGUCUGGAAAAACCGUUAUGAGUGCUGCUCCAAAGCGCCUACAUUUGAAAUAAGGAAGUUGAGCGUGCAAAAGACGCCAUAUGUGAACGGCUCAGUCACGCGAGCACCAAACAGCGCUGUGAGAUCCAGUGUGAAACACUUGAAUUCAGCGAUGAACACAAAUGACUCUGUGAUUCAAACUAAAUGAUCAUCUUGACAAAAACUAGUCAUUCGGGGAGGGGGGGGAAAUAUUUUUAAAUGAUGUUUAUUUAUGUGCUGGACCUGUGAAUUUCAGUUGCUACUAGGGAUGUCACAAUACUCAAUAUAAUAUUGAACCGUUCGGUACGACAUUCACGGUUCAAUACGUGGUUGUGAAUUGCGGUUUUACGGUUUUGCAUUUAAAUAACUUCCUUGUUUUAUUUUUCUCAGAAUUUGCUGUAUGUGUGCCCGCGAUUUCACAUGCUGAAAUAAGGAAAUGCCUCCCGCUUGUAUUUGAAAAAGCAACAAAUGCAGAGCAUCUUCCAUUCUAAUGACAUGCAAUGAUAAGCCUUUCUUAGUCUCAGCCUCAGAUGUCACGCCCACGGAACGUUGGCUAAACGUCUGAUGCAUAUGGUACACUUAACUGGAAACACUUCAGGAAUGUCGAAGUCGUCAUCUGAUUGGUUGAAUUUUAUCGGAUUUCCGGGGGACGCGACUGUCGCGUU